Racocetra fulgida is the source of this 993-nucleotide messenger RNA. Lineage: Eukaryota; Fungi; Glomeromycota; Glomeromycetes; Diversisporales; Gigasporaceae. The record is from the annotation of a GenBank genome assembly.
AUACUGGUCCACAAUCAAGACAACCAGUAUUAUCUACAACUGUUUCUUCGGGAUCAACCCCACAAACAAUAUCAUCAACUAUUCCUCAUUUAUCAAUGCAACGUGAACGAUCACAUCAAGGCACUCCUUCGAAACCAAUGUCGCACGCACAUAUACUUCCAGCCGAACCUCCUCGUAAUAUAAACGAAACUAAUUCGACACAUGUGCAAACUUCACCUCUUAGUCAAGCAUCAUCGCAUUUAUCAAAUCGUAAUAGUUCACGGCCUGUCUCUGAUAGUCAUCCAAUUUUGCAACCUGUUCAUCAACAAACGCCUACCCACCGCAAUGUUACGAUAUCACCAACUAUGCAGCACGUUUCUUCACAUUCUUCACAACAACGCAAACCGAAUACACAAACAAUUGCACUGAAUUCUGCUAAAUCAUCAUCUACAAUAUCUAAAAGUUCACAUACGACUUCUAGAACUUCUCAUAAUAAACAAUCUCACAAGGCCGUGAAAUAUACUCAACAGGAAGCUACAUAUCAAGAAAAUAUGGAAGCAGCUCAGGCUGCUGAUGCUGCGAGAGUCCUUGUCAUGUCAUCAAGGCAAAGAGCAGAUCAACAACGAUCUAUGAAUUCAGAACACAAUGUUCCUAACAUAUCACGAUUUUCAGAAUUAACUUUAGGAACUAGUUCUAUCAAUAAUCUUGAAAGUAGUCCACGUUCUAGUAGAUAUACAGGGUCUGUUAUAAUGGAUUAUUCCAUUUCAGCUAGUCUUAAUGACGAUUUCAUAACAAAUGAACAAGAAAUUGGCCUGACGCCACAUAAUAGAGGGCAUAAAAUGAAAAAUAGAGCUGCUGCUUUAGAUAGCGGUGUUAAACUACGUGCUCCAUACGGUUAUCAAGAAGAUUUAGAAUACAUUGAUAUACCUAAUGGUUCAAGACGCCCGGUUAUUUAUCGUAUAUCCACAGAAGAUGCCGAACAAGUCACGGAAUUUGAUGGUGAUUUACUAGAUA